UAUCAGUGAUCACAUGCUGUACUAGCAACCCUACACAGGGAGACAUCUACUGCUCCAAAAGAAAGCAUUUCAUCAACUUUAGAUUCAGCUCAUUUCUCAAAGGUAUGUAGUAUUAUUUUUCUUUCUUCAUUGGAGCUAGAAAUAUAAUUCAAGCAAUGUCUGGUGUAUGGAUAUUCGACAACAAGGGUGUUGUCCAUUUGAUUAAAAACCCUACUCGUGAGUCCUUCGAGCAAAAACGACCAACAUAUCCAGGCACAGGUACACCCACUGCACCGGGAGCCCGCCCUAGGGUGCUCGUGUAUCUACCGGAGAACGAGACGAUAAGUUCCUAUGAAGAACUAGAGAAGAGACUCAUCGAACUCGGAUGGAGUCGAUACAACAACCCAAUAAGAUCGGACCUACUACAGUACCAUAAAUCAGAUGAUUCUGCACACCUAAUCUCACUUCCUAAAAGCUUUACUAACUUCAAAUCUCGAGAUAUGUAUGACAUUGUCGUCAAGAAUAAAUCUUUCUUUGAAGUCCGUGACUCUCCAUUAAGCUAGAUCAAUGUUUCUAGGACUUGCUUACGGGGUGCAUAUGUGGUACACCUACGUGAAAGAAUCGGAUACUGGUGCGUCAACUUUUAUGACAUUAAAUUCUAGUGUACUUCGAAGAAUUCAAAUGAAGCACCCAAACCCUUAUCUUACCCGUUGGACACAAGUAUGUCAUGAUAAAUAUUGAAAAAUCCAAGCAGCAUCUGCAGAGACAGAGCCAGGAUACGAAGCUUAUUAUGGGUUGUGGAUUCUAAUCUUGUCAAGUUAC
Molecule: messenger RNA, 801 nt
Organism: Lycium barbarum (goji berry)
Lineage: Eukaryota; Viridiplantae; Streptophyta; Magnoliopsida; Solanales; Solanaceae
Product: flowering-promoting factor 1-like
Exons: 2
Coding region: 156-542 (128 amino acids)
Biological process (GO): regulation of flower development
Source: RefSeq, a predicted model, not a curated record